Hibiscus syriacus is the source of this 1721-nucleotide messenger RNA. RefSeq names its product 3-ketoacyl-CoA synthase 11-like. Gene Ontology annotation, biological process: fatty acid biosynthetic process. Lineage: Eukaryota; Viridiplantae; Streptophyta; Magnoliopsida; Malvales; Malvaceae. The record is from RefSeq and is a predicted model, not a curated record. Gene Ontology annotation, molecular function: acyltransferase activity, transferring groups other than amino-acyl groups. Gene Ontology annotation, cellular component: membrane.
UUUAUAGUCCUUUUUCUCUGCAUCUCUCAUUGUCCAUCUCUUCGAGCCCGCUCUCCGUCGGUUUUUGGGGGUUAAGGUAAAAUAUGACUGAUUCAAAGCCAGUGCAACCGUUGAUUCCACCAUCGUCUCGGAAGCUACCUGAUUUUAAGAAAUCGGUUAAGCUAAAAUAUGUGAAGCUUGGAUACCAUUACCUGAUCACUCAUGGAAUGUAUCUCUUCCUUUCUCCUCUUGUAGUUGUAAUCGCCGUGCAGCUCUCGACAUUUUCUCUCCGGGAUCUUUAUGAUCUUUGGGAGCAUCUUCAAUACAAUCUCAUUUCUGUCAUCAUCUGCUCGGCUCUACUUGUUUUCUUGUCAACCCUUUACUUUCUAACUCGACCUCGUCCUGUUUACCUUGUCAACUUUGCUUGUUUCAAACCGGAUGAAUCUCGGAAAUGCUCCAAAAAGAUCUUCAUGGACCGAUCUCAAUCGGCCGGUACAUUCACGGAGGAAAACCUUCAGUUUCAGCGUAAGAUCCUUGAAAGAUCCGGGCUUGGGGAGUUGACAUAUCUUCCGGAGGCUGUCCUCAACAUUCCACCUAACCCGUCAAUGAAUGAAGCUAGAAAGGAAGCAGAGACUGUUAUGUUUGGUGCUAUUGAUGAGCUUUUGGCUAAGACCUGUGUAAAACCCAAAGACAUUGGAAUUUUGAUUGUGAACUGCAGCUUGUUUAAUCCAACACCAUCAUUGUCGGCCAUGGUUAUCAACCAUUACAAGCUUCGAGGGAAUAUUCAAAGCUACAAUUUGGGAGGAAUGGGCUGUAGUGCAGGUUUGAUCUCAAUAGAUCUUGCGAAGAAUCUUCUUCAAGUACAUCCGAACUCCUAUGCACUGGUUAUCAGCAUGGAGAACAUCACCUUGAACUGGUACUUUGGAAAUGAUCGCUCGAAGCUUGUUUCCAACUGCUUAUUCAGAAUGGGAGGGGCAGCAAUACUGCUCUCUAACAAACACUCUGACAGAAGAAGAUCCAAAUACCAAUUGGUUCACACUGUUCGUACCCACAAGGGCGCGGAUGAUAAAUGCUUUGGCUGUGUUACCCAAGAAGAAGACUCUAUAGGAAAGAUUGGUGUUACAUUGUCAAAAGAUCUCAUGGCAGUUGCUGGUGAUGCGCUAAAGACCAACAUCACCACAUUGGGCCCUCUGGUUCUUCCAAUGUCUGAGCAGCUGCUUUUCUUUGGUACGUUGGUCGGGAAGAAGCUUUUCAAAAUGAAGAUUAAGCCAUACAUACCGGAUUUCAAGCUAGCUUUCGAGCAUUUCUGCAUUCAUGCUGGAGGAAGAGCUGUUUUGGAUGAACUGGAGAAAAAUUUGCAGUUAUCCGAAUGGCACAUGGAACCAUCGAGAAUGACUCUUUACCGGUUUGGCAACACCUCAAGCAGUUCUCUUUGGUAUGAAUUGGCGUAUACAGAAGCUAAGGGUAGGAUUAAGAAAGGGGACAGAACAUGGCAAAUAGCAUUCGGUUCGGGAUUCAAAUGUAACAGUGCAGUGUGGAAAGCUUUGAGGACUGUAAAUCCAGCAAAGGAGAAAAACCAUGGAUGGAUGGAUGAGAUACAUGAUUUCCCUGUUGAUGUUCCAAGGGUGUCUACCAUCUAAUUUCCAGAUUGUCUUGAUGCUGUUGUGGGAUUAUUCAUGGUGUAACAAAAUUAGAAGAUGCUUAGGAUUGAGAAAUAACUCAAUUUUGUUUGAACUUUAAUU